Molecule: messenger RNA, 1380 nt
Organism: Gloeophyllum trabeum ATCC 11539
Lineage: Eukaryota; Fungi; Basidiomycota; Agaricomycetes; Gloeophyllales; Gloeophyllaceae
Exons: 5
Coding region: 1-1380 (459 amino acids)
Source: RefSeq, a predicted model, not a curated record
AUGAUGAUUCUGCACCCUUACGGCAACCCACAACACUCGCACUCUCACGCACCUCCGCCGUCCAUCUCGGUGACCACUUACUACCCUCCCAAGCUCCCUUCGACCUCGGCCCCAGACGUCUCCUUCGUGCCGAGCUCUGCACUGCGCAAGGCGGGGACGCAACGAGGGGCGCGCGGUCAUUAUAGUAAACAGGAGGGUAAGGUGACCAUUAUUCUGUCCGACCAGAAUGAAGGCGCAGCCGUCCCGGUGUAUACGACUAAUGAUAUCGUGAAUGGGUUUGUGUCCAUCCACGAUCCCUCAGAUGUGCUUCAUGUGGAGCUGAUUAUGGAAGGUUACAUUCGAAUACGAGAAAUAGCGGAAGGCAGGCCGGCGGACCAGCUGCUUUUCGGUGAAACGUUGAUCUUAUGGGACGCCGGCGACGGGGGAUUGCCCCCAGUCUUACAAUAUUUCCGCCGAGCCAUUCCGACGCACUACACCGACGACGAUAACAAGCGCCACCCCCUGCCGCCGACAUACCAUAUCCGUCUCAACGGCAUACCUGGGUUCAAUGUAGCAGUGGAGUACUAUCUGCUCUUGACUGUUACAAGAAGGGCUAUGCUGCGACAGCGGACAAGAAGGAUAAGGAUUCCGUUUCUGUACAGACCACGCCUGACCCCGAAGACGUAUCCGCCCCUGCCUGCUGUGCCGUUCGCCUCACCGUCAGACCCAGCAAGGGUCUUCGUCGGGUCCAUGAUGCCCCGCGAUGAUCAACAGCUCAAGCCCAUCACCGUCUACCUGUGCCUGCCCUCCACCCGGGUAUGCAGCUACAAGGAACCAAUCCCGUUCCGCAUUAGGCUCGCCGGCCCUCCGGAGUCGCUCGCGCCCUUUAUGUUCGUUCCGCCCCCCGAAUCGUCGAUCCACCCCAUCACGCCGGACGGCCCGCUGUCUCAGUAUCUACCCUCCGGGCCUACGGAGACGGCGAAGGCACUCAAGUCGCUGCGGGGGUACAUGUCCAAGCGGCAGCAGUGCGACCUCGCGGACUUGAUCCGCAUCCGCCUCGACCGGCAGACGUUCGUGCUGGGCGAGACGUCGCUGUGCGCGGACGGGCAGAUGUCGACGGUGAAGAGUAUAGGUGAAGGUGUAAUCUACGAGACGGACCGCGCGAAGAGCUGGCUCGGAUGUUCCGGGAGGAUUGAAAUCCACCGGGAGGUCGACUGCGGGUCGUUUGUGGCGACGCGGUUGAUCGUGGCGGAUGCGGUCGUUUUAACCAUUGCGCUGCCCGGGAGUAACAGCGGUCGUGCUCCAUUCCAGCGGUAUCAACAGGCAGUGCCCAUACGCCUGGUUGCGGAUACUGAGCCAGCCCGUGCUGGGCUUACUCGGAUGAAGACCGUGCACUACUGA